This is a messenger RNA of Paramuricea clavata, 300 nucleotides long. NCBI's taxonomy places the organism in Eukaryota, Metazoa, Cnidaria, Anthozoa, Malacalcyonacea, Plexauridae. The record is from the annotation of a GenBank genome assembly.
AUGAUUCUUGAAGAAUUGGUAGGUGUUUUUGUAUCUCUUGGCUCAAGUGUGGUAAAAGGAACACCACAAAUAUCCCGAGAAACUUUGCGUAGAGAAUUAAUCAUACCAGAAUUUGAGGAAAAUACUGAACGACACGAAAUAUCCAAUGGCUUCAUACACCGUGAAUACGAGCAAGAGGCGGAUCCCGAGUUGCCUUAUCAGUUCAGUAUGAAGAAAGUAUUCCGGUGCAAGCCGAUGAACAACCCAGGCGCAGUCUCCGUGAAUCAUUCUUCCAAAGUUGUAUGGCAAAUAUCGGAUUAG